GUGGCACUUUGAACCGGACGCCCGGCCUCUGCAGCUGGCGAUCGGGUGCCGGCCGGGGUUGGGCCAUGGCCGAGGCUCGCGUGUCGCGCUGGUACUUCGGGGGCCUGGCCUCCUGCGGGGCCGCCUGCUGCACGCACCCGCUGGACCUGCUCAAGGUGCACCUACAGACCCAGCAGGAGGUGAAGCUGCGAAUGACUGGCAUGGCUCUACACGUGGUGCGCUCAGAUGGCUUCCUGGCACUCUACAAUGGCCUAAGUGCCUCGCUGUGUAGACAGAUGACCUACUCUCUGACUCGGUUUGCUAUCUAUGAAACCAUGAGGGACCGCAUGACCAAGGACAGCCAGGGGCCUCUCCCCUUCCACAGCAAGGUGUUACUGGGCGGCAUCAGCGGCUUAACUGGAGGCUUUGUGGGGACACCGGCAGACUUGGUCAAUGUCAGGAUGCAGAAUGACAUGAAGUUGCCGCUGAGCCAGCGACGCAACUAUGCCCAUGCCCUGGAUGGCCUGUACCGUGUGGCCUGUGAAGAAGGUUUGAAGAGACUGUUCUCAGGGGCAACCAUGGCCUCCAGCCGUGGGGCCCUUGUCACCGUGGGCCAGCUUUCCUGCUACGAUCAGGCCAAGCAGCUGGUCCUCAACACUGGGUACAUGUCAGACAACAUCUUCACUCACUUUGUCGCCAGUUUCAUUGCGGGCGGAUGUGCCACUUUCCUGUGUCAGCCCCUGGAUGUUCUGAAGACCCGCCUGAUGAACUCCAAGGGCGAGUAUCAGGGCGUUUUCCACUGUGCUGUCGAGACAGCAAAGCUUGGACCACAGGCCUUUUUCAAGGGUCUCUUUCCCGCCGGCAUCCGUCUCAUCCCCCACACCGUGCUCACCUUUUUGUUUCUGGAGCAACUUCGGAAACACUUUGGCAUCAAGAUUCUGACCUGACAGCUGCAUGGGCAGCUGGGCCAUGAUGGGCCCAAUGGCCUGGCUCUUCUGAGGAGUGAAAGGAGAGCAGCUUCCCCUCCUUCCUGGCCUAGACCCAGGCUGCACCCCCAGCAGGCUUCUGCCCUUUCUACCCUCAGGCUGGCUGGGCCUCCCAACCCUCCCUGGGCAAGGGCUCACCCCAGUGGCCUUUGUCCCUUCCCUAAGCCCACUGAAGUGGAACCUCUGCUCUUCCUGCUCCCAGGCUCUCCUUCCUGGGUGUUUAUUCUGUCUUUUCCCCUACGAAUCACUCAGGAGAAGAGUUUCAGCCCAGGCUGGGAUUGCUAUACCCCCUUCCCAGCUGGGUCUUUCCACCUGGGCCCUGGGUUGCAGGACAGGGUGUGGACUACAGCAACUGCUCACCAAAUUGCCGGAGCCUGGGCACUUUCGUGGUAUGAGCGGACCGUCACAUAGCACCCUAGAAGGUAGCACUUUCAGGAGAGGGAAAAUCAACAGCUUGCAAAUCAACAGCAAGUGCUGUGACAAGAGUCCAGAGAGAGAGGCUGAGGUCCCCACAUACAGCCUAGCUGCGUUCAUGAUUGGUUUUGCUGAAACUUAACACAGCAGGCUGCCGCUCUCUUCAGGGUCACAGCUGUGCCGCUUGUGCGCCUGCGCCCGCCCAGCCCGACUCCUUGGGGGUACUGAAUGGGGCCUGUGUUGGCAUAGCUGGGGCAGCCAAGGGCUACAGUGUGUCCUCCAGGAACUGUCUCCUUGUAUGGCUGUGGUCACCCCUCACCGUCCCCAGUCACCAAAGCAUCCUGUUUCUCCCCUCCAAAAAGAUUAGGCACAGAGCUGGGCGUGGUGGUGCACGCCUCUGAUCCCAGCACUUGGGAGGCUGAGUUAGGAGGAGUGCUGUAAGUCCAAGGCCAGCCUGAGACUGCACAGCGAAUUCCAGGUCAGGUUGGCUAGAAGCAAGACCCGGCCCUGAAGUAAAAAGAAAAGUUAGGCAGCACUUGGGGUUGGGCUCUACACCCACCUCCCCAGACCCCCUCAGUAUCUGAUCCUUACCCAGGUGGCAUAAUGGGCCCAGGAGCACUGCUCACGCCACUCUGCAGGGCAUCUAAUGAGUGACAGUGACUCGGUGGCCUCCAUAUCUUCCCUGCACACAUGACACUUCAAGGUACCUGCUGCUGACCCUCUUUGCCUUCCCCAACCAGGGCCCUCAGGUUACUGGGGGCAGGGCCUGUGGGGAAGGAGCCUGGGAGUGGGGGGGACAGACUUCAGUGUGGCAGGGAGAUGAAGGAAGCCGAGGGUGGGUGCCGUCCCAUACAGCAAGCCCUGGACCAUCAGAUCCCGGGUAUUUGCACGCCAGGCUGUGCAAGCCACACCAGGACAGAGCAGGCCAACCCAGGGGUCACCUCACCCAAUAGCAUCUCUCAAGUCAGCCCUGGACUGUGUAGCACCAGCCAGCUGUCCACUGAGCUCUGAGGGACCAGGCCGCCCUGGGAGCUGACCCUUGGGCUGGCCUGGGCCUGUGGCCGGGAGGAGCGUUGCAAGUGUGUAAGAGGAAUCAGGGUGUCAGGUGGGGUGCAGGACAGAGCUCUGAAUAGUCUAAAAUCACUCAAUAAAGCUGUUUUGGAUCAAAAAA
This is a messenger RNA of Jaculus jaculus (lesser Egyptian jerboa), 2550 nucleotides long. RefSeq names its product solute carrier family 25 member 10 (gene Slc25a10). The record is from RefSeq and is a predicted model, not a curated record. The transcript is spliced from 11 exons. Gene Ontology annotation, molecular function: sulfate transmembrane transporter activity; antiporter activity; succinate transmembrane transporter activity. Gene Ontology annotation, biological process: succinate transmembrane transport; phosphate ion transmembrane transport; thiosulfate transport. The coding region runs from base 66 to 926 and encodes 286 amino acids. NCBI's taxonomy places the organism in Eukaryota, Metazoa, Chordata, Mammalia, Rodentia, Dipodidae.